This is a messenger RNA of Schizosaccharomyces cryophilus OY26, 3265 nucleotides long. RefSeq names its product karyopherin Kap113. The record is from RefSeq and is a predicted model, not a curated record. The transcript has 8 exons. Bases 48 to 2999 code for a protein of 983 amino acids. Gene Ontology annotation, molecular function: small GTPase binding. NCBI's taxonomy places the organism in Eukaryota, Fungi, Ascomycota, Schizosaccharomycetes, Schizosaccharomycetales, Schizosaccharomycetaceae. Gene Ontology annotation, cellular component: nuclear envelope; cytosol. Gene Ontology annotation, biological process: protein import into nucleus.
UUUAGAAUGUUACAAUCAACAGCUCUUGGUUUCGUUUUCUGUUUCUCAUGGAAAUAGAUCCUGUGCUAUAUCAAUUAAAACGAGCAGCCAGCCAAGAUCCCGCCGCUGUGAAAGAUGCAGAGACGUAUCUUCAAGAAUGGAAGAAAGAACCUGGCUUCUUUGCCAAAUUGUACAGUAUUUUUUUAGAUAAACAAAACGAUGUCAGUUUGCGGUGGCUUGCCAUCAUUCAAAUUAGAAACUCUAUUGACGUUAUUUGGAGAAAAAAUACAAAGUCAUCUCUGUUGUCUGGAGAAAGGGAUUUCUUUCGAAAUAAUGCUCUAGCUGGGUCUAUACACUCAGAAGACCAACUUGUUGUUCAAAAUGCUUUGGUCUUAUCCAGAAUAGCUCGCCAAGAUUACCCAACGGAAUGGCCUUCGCUGUUUCAGGAGCUAAUUUCUAGCCUUCAUCAAAACUUUGAUGCCCAACAACCCCAUUUAGCAUUGCGAUUACUUAUAACCUUACACCAUAUAGUCAAAGCCAUGGCUGGAAACCGGUUGCUUCAAGCUAGGAAAACAUUUUAUGAGGUAACUCCCCAUCUUCUUUUGACUUUACAACCAAUUUUGGAUUGGCAUCUUUCCCAAUGGAUUCAUUCGCUUGAAACUUCGUCUACCCAUUCGUCGGAAGCAAUGUAUUACUCUAUGCAGAUUUCACGCUAUGUCCUCAAGACAUGUAGAAGAUUGGUUAUUUUCGGUGUACCAAACCCUAGUGAUAGUGAAUUCAGUAGAGAGAUGCUUUCUUUUGGAGCAGUUUCUCAACAAAAAGUCUUGAACUUACUUUCCAAUCUCUACAUGUCGCCUUCAUCAUCGCAGAUUGAUGACCGUAUCUCUGAGCUAUUGUUUGCCCAUGGUUAUCUUUUCAACAAGUUAUUUUUUGAUUUUGCUUCAUAUUCUCCAUGUUUGACAGUCUUCCCGUCUACCAUUGACUAUAUUUCCGUCCAUAUGUCAUGGCUGUUACAGGUCGACAAGCUUUUUUUGGCUUCUUCCGAUUUCCCUGAGACAAUGAAAGACUUAGAAAAGCUUUCUCUAAUGAGUUUGAGAGUAUUCAUUACUAUUUUGAGAGAAAUUGAGGAUACAAAAUCUUCUCAUCCUGAACAAUGCGAAAAAAUUCGUCAAUCAUUCUUUUUAAAUGAUAGACAUUUCUUGCUUCUGCAAUUCAUUAUUACAAAAUUGCUUGUUCUUUCUGAAUCCGACUUUGAGGAAUGGUCAGAAGAUCCUGAACAAUGGGUCCUUGAUCAAUCCACCCACGACGCCGACUAUAACAUUCGGCCUUGCUCUGAAAACUUAUUGAAAUGCCUAUUUGACCAUUUCGGGGAGUUUUAUUCCCAUCAGUUUGAAAGUAUGCUAGAAUCGGUUUUUCAUUGCCCAUCUACAUUGGAAGAGUCCAUCCAGCAAGAUGCUCUUUUAUGCUCUAUUGGUACUGGUGCACCUCAUUUGAAGGGUAUGUUUCCGUUUGCUGACUGGUUGAAAAAGGCAGCUAUCCCCAAUUUGGCGAAAAUUACCAAUGGUGGAGUUGCUCGCAUCUUAAGAAGAAGGAUAUCUAUCUUUUUGUCUCAAUGGAUAGACUACCUACCCUCUGAUGGGCCAUUGAUGGGGUUCAUAUAUCACAUUUACGCGCUAUUACUCAAUCGAAAUGAUCCCUGUAAUGACUCUGUUGUACGGCUCACAUCUAUAGAUUCUUUGCGAGCUGUCUUGGAUGAUUGGUCGUUUUCAGAAAGCGAUUUUCUGAAUGUCAAGAAUGAUCUUUUUUACAGUGUUUUAUCAUCCAUAAACGAGUUUCAAACUUUGGAAGGAAAAACCUCAACGUUAACUUUACUUGGCACGCUACUUUCUCGAGCUGGAACUAACAUAGCUCCUCUGGAAGAAAUGACUGCUUCUCUUUUAGGCCAGUUAUGGAAUGAAUGGGCUAGUGAGCCUAUACUUCGAACAAGAAUUUUGGGAGUCUUGACUCAAUUCGUGAUUGCAAUUAAACAUAAAUCGAUACAGUUUUCCCGAAUGCUAGCUAUGAUUAUCAACUAUUGCGUGAAUCCCGAGUCUCCUGAAAUCGUUAUGUACGAAGCAGAUGCGAUGGAGCUUUGGAGUUGUUUUCUUCAGUAUGUUCAAGAGCUUCCUGAAGAGUUUACGCUACUCAUUCCACAUUUGUUACAUCAGCUUUCUCAAGCUACAUCAUCCCUUCCUUUUACCUUGAUGAUUUUGAAUAGCUAUCUCUUACUUGAAAGCGGAGUCAUCAUCGACAAUUAUUCAUUUGAGGUUCUAGAAAGGUUGACGAGCCUUUUGAAUGACGUGAAAAACGAUACGCUUUUAGCUCUAUGUAAAACACUUAGUUUAAUAUUUGAAGUGAAUGUUAAAGAUUCUCUUCAGGAAUCCCUGAACCGCUCUACUUUGCUUCCUGUUUUGUCGAAAUCCAUCAUAAGCUCAGAGAAACAUGCUCAAACACUUGUACAGUAUUCAUUGCUGUUAUCUCGAAUUGGCCUAUCAUUUCCAAACUUUAUAAUAAACACGUGUUUGGUACACAGGCUAAGUGUGUAUAUGCUGUUGCAAAACUGGAUUUCAUUGUUUGAUUAUAUUACGCAUGCUAAAGACAGGAAGCUGACAGCGCUUGCAAUUACCUCCUUGCUGCGUACGAAUGCUGAAGAAGUGUUGGAGGCCUUGAGUCCAAUCAUGCAUCUUUGGUUUAGUGUUUUAAGCGAGGUUGAGGAAGACGAACAGGGAGACGCACCUAUCUACUAUAAAAAUGAAGAUUAUUCCACAGUUGGAUUCUACUUGGACGAGAGCUCAGAGGAGAUGAGCCGGCGUAAAAUGGUUUUGGCCAGAGAUCCUGUUCACAGUGUGCAGUCAAAAGCCUUUUUUGUGUCCACCUUCUUCGAGUGUCAAGAAAAGAAUGGAGGACCAGAAUUAUUUGAAAAAAGUUACUUAUCCAUGGUGGAUCCUGCUCUUUUGGAUCAAAUCAACUCCAUGUUAUAAAAGUAAAAACAAAUGUGAAAUACAAAAUAUUAGACAGGAUAGGAAUAAAAAAGUGGAAAGCGUUACUUUUUUGAUUUUUGAUCGUGAACUUUGACAUUACAUUGUAAGGAAAGAAAAAAAAAAAAAAAAAAAAAAAAGUCAGAAGUAUGUAAAAUAAACACACAAAGGAUAGGGCCAACAACGACUUUGGUUUUCCUGAGGAUUCAUUAAAGUAAAGAGAUUUCCGAAUGGAAUGAAUCAUUACUAAAAAAUAUAACGAUUGGAAC